Messenger RNA from Carya illinoinensis, 1917 nucleotides. Its product is annotated as dnaJ homolog subfamily B member 13-like. Lineage: Eukaryota; Viridiplantae; Streptophyta; Magnoliopsida; Fagales; Juglandaceae. Bases 251 to 1276 code for a protein of 341 amino acids. The transcript is spliced from 4 exons. Gene Ontology annotation, cellular component: cytosol. The record is from RefSeq and is a predicted model, not a curated record. Gene Ontology annotation, molecular function: protein-folding chaperone binding.
AAAUAAAAGCAGAUCCAAGACUCGAAGCCCAAUUUGUAACAAAUAUGGUAGUGAGGGGCCCAGCCCAUUCUCAGAUCGGGGGGAUAACUCCCCACUCGCACAUGGUUCCUUCGCGGACGUGAACUCCGGCGGCGGCAGGCUAGCUCUCCGUAAAGACAAAACCGAAGAAAUCCACGCCAGACAAAGAAUCCGAAUCAGAUAGCUGGGAUUAAGAAAUCAGAUACGGAAGAAGAAGAACAAAAAGAAAGGCAUGGGCGUGGAUUACUACAAGAUUCUCCAGGUAGACCGGAACGCCAAGGACGAUGACCUGAAAAAAGCGUAUCGGAAGCUAGCCAUGAAGUGGCACCCCGAUAAGAAUCCCACCAACAAGAAAGAAGCUGAAGCCAAAUUUAAACAAAUCUCCGAGGCUUACGAUGUUUUGAGUGAUCCGCAAAAGCGAGCAGUGUAUGAUCAGUACGGAGAGGAGGGGUUGAAGGGGCAGGUUCCACCGCCUGGUGCUGGUGGGUUUCCGGGUGGGACUGAUGGCGGACCGUCAUCGUUCCGGUUCUCCACGAGGAAUCCCGACGAUAUCUUCUCUGAGCUUUUCGGGUUUUCGAGUUUCGGAGGGAUGGGCGACUUCGGUAGUGGGUCCCGCGCCGGCGGGCCUGGGUUUUCGAGGAGUAUGUUCGGGGACGAUAUAUUCAAUUCGUUUAGAGGUGGAGGCGGGGAGGCCUCAGGGAACGUGCCCAGGAAAGCCGCUGCGAUAGAGCGCACGCUGCCUUGUAGUUUGGAGGAUAUGUGCAAAGGGACUACGAAGAAGAUGAAGAUUUCGAGGGACGUUAUCGAUGCCAGUGGGCGACCUGCCACAGUUGAGGAAAUUCUUACCAUUGACAUCAAGCCGGGUUGGAAGAAGGGCACAAAAAUCACCUUUCCAGAGAAGGGACAUGAACAGCGAGGUGUCAUACCCGCAGACCUCAUCUUUAUUGUUGAUGAGAAGCCUCAUGGUGUCUUCAAGAGGGAUGGCAAUGAUCUAAUCGUCACCCAGAAGAUAUCACUUGUGGAGGCUUUGACUGGUUAUACAGCACAGCUGACAACCCUUGAUGGUCGAAAUCUGACAGUUUCCAUCAACUCCAUCAUUAGUCCCACUUAUGAAGAAGUUGUUAAAGGAGAGGGGAUGCCAAUCCCCAAGGAUCCUUCGAGAAAAGGGAACUUGAGAAUCAAAUUCAACAUCAAGUUCCCUAGCAGGCUUACAUCAGAGCAGAAAUCGGGUAUCAAGCGAUUGUUAAUGUCUUCUUAAGGACUGGUAGCGGUUCACCCUACAAAUCUUCCGACCUCCUAAAUCAAAAUAUGAGGGUGUCUUCUGGGUAGGCUGGCUAUUUGGAUUUGACUUGAUUCUUCAUUGUAAUCAGUAGUGCAAGAUCUCGAUUGCUUUACAGCUACUUCAUUAACUUGGUUUCUUCGAAUCAAAUACAAUCCGAUCACUUCGAACCUUUAGGAUGGAGGGAGGGGCCAACUCGAGCUCGACUCUGAUCAAGUAGCAAUGGUUUUGUAAGCUUCUACGAUCAUAUGCUUUCAUGGUCCCUUCAUUUCUGAAUGAGUCUUCUUACUUAUAAGUUAACGUGAAGAACACACUCUCUACGUAGGAAUAGUCCAAAGACAAGAUAAUAGACCAUUUCUUAAGGUUCCAUCCUUUAGAGCAUUCCCAUCCAGCUGAGGAUGGGAGCUUGCUGCCUAAAUUCAUGGAAAACCAAGGGGGCGCAGGCUUCCAGGUUUUUUUAGAUGAUUAGUAGGGCUUAUUUGUGGGAAAUUUUUGAUAGGGCACAACCAAGAGGGCUGAAGCGCGCUGUCUUGGGCAUCCCUACGAAUGAAUACUUCUGCUCGGAACAUAAUAUAGAUCGCUUGCUUGCGACUGGCUUGCAAGAGAGCUUUCCACUUGAA